CCGUCGCCGGGGAAGAAAGAGGAUCGCGUCGCCCAAUUGGAAAAAUUCAAGAAUGAUUCGGAUCAGCAACUUCAUCGUAGAGUUGAUGAAUCCGAUCGCUGUUAAUCUGCGUCGUCGCCAUGACCUUUGUAUACCAUGGUGGUCAGAAAUUGCAGACCGAGAGUUCUUCUUCCUGGUCUCGUUGCGGCUGAGCGGCGCAUUGCGCAGUAACAAUUUUUUGAUUCUCAUCCACAUGACCCUGAUGUUCUUCCUCAUCCUGGGACUCGUCGUCUUCACCGCCUCGUUAUUAUGGUGCUUCGGUGACUGAGGAUGCCACUGGAAAGGAGGCUAAUGCUGUAUUUGGAAUGUAAUCUCUCAAAUUACCCAACUUUGGUAAACAAAUCCAUUGCUUGGAUUUUGUUGCCAUAAAAGUUUCCCCCUGAAUGGAAAAUAAUCUCCAAUUCCAGGCAAAUUCAAUGCUAUGCCUUAUUCUGUUUUCAUUUUUGGAAACACUACUUAAUAUAGCAAAAAUCCACAGCUGGCUACAGGGAAUAUUGCAUCAAAGGUAACCUAGUUAGCUCUAGCUUAAACAUAUUAGGGGUUAUACAAUGCACUUACAGAUUAUGGUAUGAUACUACGAUUUUUCCUGGAAAAUCUCCAACAAUUGUCUUAAAUUGCAGGUACCUGUAACCAUUUUUGGUUAUGACCAAAGGACAUGACUAUCUAAAUUUUUU
Messenger RNA from Rubroshorea leprosula, 713 nucleotides. NCBI's taxonomy places the organism in Eukaryota, Viridiplantae, Streptophyta, Magnoliopsida, Malvales, Dipterocarpaceae. The record is from the annotation of a GenBank genome assembly.